GCUUUUCUUUCUUUGAGCCCCACCACUCCUUCGAAUAUUUACCCACAACCGGAAACCUGUGAAAUCUACCCCCGCAGCAACCGUUGAUCUAAAAAUUUACAUAAAGCCAUUCACCCCCUUUCACCCUUCGAAACUCCUGCUUUUCUUUCUACGAUCUUCUUUCCACAUGUCAUAUAUAUUCUCACAUUUGAGACUAUCAACUACAAGAAUUCCAACUCAAGCCAAAUUCCAAUACAGAAACUUUUCUCGCACAAACGUCAUCAUGGGUGUCACAAAGCAUAUCAUAAAAGAGGGUUCUGGCGCAAGUCCUUCGAAUGGACAGACCGUCACCAUUGAAUACACUGGAUGGUUGAAGGACACUUCCAAGGGAGAUACUCUCGAGGCUCAAAAGGGCAACCAAUUCGAUUCCUCUGCCGGCCGUGGUGAUUUCGUUGUUCAAAUCGGCGUCGGCCAAGUCAUCAAGGGUUGGGAUGAGGGUGUUACUCAGAUGAAGCUCGGUGAGAAGGCUACUUUGGACAUUACUCCUGAUUAUGCCUAUGGUGCCCGUGGUUUCCCCCCUGUCAUCCCAGCCAACUCAACUCUUAUCUUUGACGUUGAGCUCAAAAAGAUCGGUUAAACACGCGAUAUUCAAAAAAUUUCGACCAUAGACCGCUAUUAAGGCGAGAAGGCUCAGGCUCACGAAGAACGAACGAACGAGUGAAUGAAUACAUAUUGGGUGGUGGCAUAUGUGAGCCGCCCACUAAGUUGAGAAUGAAUACCACGUUGUUUCUAUAAAUCACCAUGCACUUGGGACUUUGUGAUGGUCAUCAAACCUAUGAAUAUUACAUCAGGAGUGAACAGACGAGAUACUUGAAUGGUGAACUUGAUAAAUCUGCAACGCACCCUUACAAACAGGGUUCGGAUACCACCCCUCUUGUAUCGCUCGUAUAGAUUGGUUCAGAAUGCGGGUGACGAGGGGCUGUGUAUUUGCCUACCUAACUAGGAGGUAGUAUGAAUAUAUGAUGCCGUCGGUUCACUCAUUGGGCGUCACGCAUGUCAGAAAGGGUUGAUUUCAGCGUUGGUAGAGAAUACAGGACUCUUCCAACCAGCAUUAUGAACUCGAAAAAUUAGAUCAUUAAUGCACGCCUGACUCAUCUACUGAAAUAAGUUUCUGUGGGAUGAAAUGAUUUCCAUCACCUACCAUUCAUUGUUUUACCCUUAAGAAUUUCCAAACAGUACACUCACUGUACAGAAUCUUG
Botrytis byssoidea is the source of this 1238-nucleotide messenger RNA. RefSeq lists its product as uncharacterized. The record is from RefSeq and is a predicted model, not a curated record. Lineage: Eukaryota; Fungi; Ascomycota; Leotiomycetes; Helotiales; Sclerotiniaceae. Bases 167 to 616 code for a protein of 149 amino acids. Gene Ontology annotation, molecular function: peptidyl-prolyl cis-trans isomerase activity. The transcript has 6 exons.